Messenger RNA from Heterotrigona itama, 525 nucleotides. The record is from the annotation of a GenBank genome assembly. Lineage: Eukaryota; Metazoa; Arthropoda; Insecta; Hymenoptera; Apidae.
GAAAGCAAACGUAAUUAAAUGGAAUAGGUGAUUACAGCGGAUAUGUCGCAAUACGUGAGCGGCGAACUGGGAAGCUACCCGAUGUGGGACAGUUCUGUAUUGUACCAAGCACCACCUCCCUCGCAUUCGCAUAUGAACGAACACGGAUUAUACAGGCAACCUUGUGCGUUAUUGCAUCAAAGUCGUUAUACACCCAAUGGCAGAUCUCCGAACCUGCCGUCGUCCACUACGAAGAAACCAAGGCGUCGUGUGGCGACCGUUUCACAGAGGAGAGCAGCGAAUAUCCGCGAGAGGCGUCGAAUGUUCAAUUUGAACGAAGCUUUUGACAAAUUACGCAGAAAAGUGCCAACGUUUGCUUACGAGAAACGACUUUCAAGGAUCGAGACUUUGCGUUUGGCCAUCACUUACAUUGCGUUCAUGGGAGAGCUGCUUGGAAUCGAACCGAGCAGUCCAAAGCCAGAGUACAUCCCGAGGGAGUACUACUUGCCAAAUUAAACCUUGAGAAAAAAAACAACAAAAAAAAAA